Molecule: messenger RNA, 1098 nt
Organism: Momordica charantia (bitter melon)
Lineage: Eukaryota; Viridiplantae; Streptophyta; Magnoliopsida; Cucurbitales; Cucurbitaceae
Source: RefSeq, a predicted model, not a curated record
AUGGAGGAAACAUACAAUAAAAUGAUGUGGGUGAACCGAAUUAGAUCCCAGUCCUAUGUCCCGGGCGGAGUUGAUGACCUGCUGGAUGAUGGAGAUGAUCAAGAUCUACCCUUCCACCCUGAUGACUAUGAGCCCAUCGCGGACAAUGGGGUGUCGACUACAAAGGAAGGCAAGACCCUGAGGGAAUACGUGUCCCGCUUCCAAAAGGAGCAGCUUAAGGUCGCGCAUUGCUUUGACGAUUCGACCAUGUGCUACUUCCUCACCAGCCUGGCCAACGAGACUCUAACAGUCCAACUAAGUGAAGAAGCACCGUCAACCUUUGCUGACGUCUUACAAAAAGCCAAGAAGGUCAUAGAUGGGCAAGAAUUGCUCAAACCCAAGCUGGGUCGGACAGACAAGAGAUCCGACCAGAAAAAGUCAGGUAACCAAGAGAAGGGGAAGUCUGAUUCCAAAUUGGAAAAGCUUCUCAAGCGGCCUAAUAAGCUUAGAGGAGACUCCGAAAGAUGCAACAAGGACAUGUAUUGCCAUUUUCAUCUUGAUCACGGCCUACUAGAGUUGAAGCGCCAGAUUGAAGACUUGAUUCAAGAUGGCUACUUCAAAAAAUAUGUUGGUAAGCCAGGCUCAAGCUCGACGGAAAAGAAAGAGGAGAAGAAACAUUCAAGGACGCCACCUCGAAGGGAUGACCGACCUGCGAUCAUCAACAUCAUCUUCGGCGGCCCAAGUGAGGGCACGUUCGGAAAUAAGAGGAAGAAGCUCGUUAGGGAAGGUCGGCGUGAGGUUUGCACUGUUCAGGAGCAGAAGCCGACCUGCCAUAUCUACUUCUCAGCUUCAGACCUGGAAGGGGUUCACGUACCCCACAAUGAUGCCUUGGUGAUUUCACCGCUCAUCAACCAUGUCCAGGUCAGAAGGGUGCUAAUGGAUGGGGGUGUUUUGGCCAAUAUCCUAUCCUUCACCACCUACCUAGUGCUUGGAUGGACCAGAUCGCAGCAGAAGAAAAGUCCAACACCCUUAGUUAGAUUUGCCGGGGAAUCCGUCACACACGAAGGCUGCAUCGACCUCCUUAUCACAAUCGGCCAAGGUGAUACCCAAGUCACCUAG